AUGAGACGCAAACUUUCAGACAGUUCUGACGAUGAGUUGAAUUUCACAACCGGAACUGGAAGGUCAGAUCCGCUAUUGUAUACAAAAGCAGAUGGGUAUGCUGACCUAGAUAAACAAGGAAGUAUAUUUGGAGAUGAGAAUCCGUAUCAGAAAGCAGGAAUAUUCUCAAGAUGGCUCUUCAACUGGGUCACACCACUUGUACGAUUUGGGUACAAAGAGCAAAUUAAACUUGAGCAUUUAAGUGCUCUACCAGAUAAAUACGAUACUGCUUAUCAAGAGAACAAAUUAGCAGUAUAUUGGGAUAAAUAUAAGCAUAAUAAGACUGGGUAUCCAUUGAUUAAAGCUAUCUUUAUGGCUUACAAAGGAGAGUUCUUCUAUGCAUUUUUGUUGAGUUUUAUUAGUUCACUUCCAGAGAUAGCAAUUCCCUUUGUCAUUCAGAGAUUCUUAGAUUUUAUCGAUGACCCUAAUGAGGGUGUGUGGAUAGGAAUCUUGUUUGCAUUCCUAUAUGUUGCAUUAUCUUUUCUUUCAAGAGUUAUAAUGGAGCAAGGUACAUUUUUCCAGAUGCAGCUCGGUUCAAAAUGUAGUGCUGGACUUAUUGCAUUGAUUUACGAUAAGGCACUUAAAAUUUCUUCUUCUACAAACAAAAAGUUUACCCAAGGAGAGAUAGUUAACUUCAUUCAGGUUGAUGCAAAGAAAAUCAUUAUGUUCGCAUGGAGGUUGCCAGGACUCUCUAAAUUGCCAAUUAUCCUAAUUUAUUGCAUCAUCAUGUGAUUUAUUUACUUUAGUUAUACAUUCUAUAGUGGAUGAAUCUUUAUUGUUUGAACAAUUGCAGUAAAUUAUGUAUUGGCUAUUUUUACAGCUAGAAGACAAGCAAAAGUUCUUACUGCAAAAGACUCAAGGAUGAGAUUGAUUACUGAAACAAUAAACAGCAUUAAGAUCAUUAAACUCAACUCAUGGAUUGAAAGGUUCAUGAAGCAAAUCAAAAAGCUCAGAGAUACAGAAAUUUGGAUGCUAAAACUAAGAUUCUCGCUUACUCUUCUAAACUUGCUGGCCAUCUUCCUGCUUCCCUCUUUCCUUAUUCUGACUGUAUUUAGCGUUGCUAUUAGGUCAGGGAUAAGGUUUAGAGCUUCAACUGCUUUUGCUGCUCUGCAAGUACUAAAUUUGCUCAGAGAUCCAACAAGAUGGCUCCCUUUCUUCAUUGGAGUAAUGAUGGAAUUUGGUGUAUCAAUGAAACGUAUCCAAGUUUUUCUCCAAGGGGAAGAGAUCAAUCACAAAAUGCUCGAGUAUGAUAAAAACAUGGCCCCAGAUCAAGCAAUCUUAAUAAGCGGAGCAAACUUCUCAUGGGGAGGAGAGAAAAUUGAUGAUAAUGAAGAAAAGGAUAAAGAAAAAGAAAAGGAACUCAAGAAGAUUCAAAAGGAAGCCCAUAAAGCGAUCAGAGAAAAUGAGAGAAAGAAAUCAGAGGAUUUAGAGCAGAAUAGUCCAAAGAGAUAUAUGAUAAAUGAUGAAGAAGAAUCGAAAGACAAUUUAAGUGAUUCUAGUUCUCCAAGUGAAGAAGAAACUCUUUCUACUUCUUCAUCAGGCAAAAAGAAAGAUAUGCUAGUGAAGGAUAUCAUCACACUUAAAAAUAUUGGGUUGGAUAUUAAAAAGGGAGAGUUUGUUUGUAUCAUUGGAGAAAUCGGUUCUGGAAAAUCCUCUCUAAUUAAUGCCAUUCUGUCAGAUCUCAUCUAUGUGUCUGAUGAAACAGUAUCAGAUCUUAGUGAAAAAGUAGUAGAUGACAAAGUAAUAGAAGAAAUUUUCGACAGAUCUAGGCAUGAAGGCAUCAUAAAAGCAUCUGGGUCUCUUAGUUAUGUCCAACAGAUCCCUUGGAUUCAGAACAAGACUAUCAGGGAUAAUAUCUUAUUUGAAAAUGAGAUGGAUGAGGAUAGGUAUAAUAGAACAGUUGAAACUUGACAACUUGCUAAAGAUUUCGAACAACUUGAUGGAGGGGACUUAACAGAAAUUGGAGAAAAAGGAAUCAACUUGAGCGGAGGACAAAAAGCAAGAGUUAGUUUGGCAAGAGCUGUCUAUGCCCAAAAAGAUAUAAUCUUAAUGGAUGAUCCAAUCUCAGCAUUAGAUGCUGGGACUAAAGCUAAAAUUUUCGAUCAAGUUUUCGAUAAGGAUCUUCAAGGAAAAACUAGAAUUCUGGUGACUCAUGCAGUUGAUUUUUUGGAUAGGGUUGACAGGAUUAUCAUAAUGGAUCAUUGUAAGAUCAAGUAUAUUGGAACAUAUGAGGAGCUACAAGGAAAUGAAGUUAUUCAACACAUCAUCGAAACUCUGAAGAAGGUAUCUCAAAAAGAAGAAGAGGAAGAAGUUGCUGAAAUACAAGAAAUUGAGCUCCAAAGGAAAACUAGUAGCGAAGGUUCAGACUCCAACAAAAAUAAGCUUGAUUCAAAUGAGCUAGAUGGGCCAUCUCAAGAUGACAAUAAACAGAUUUCGUAUCUUAGUGAAAAAUCCUCUAAAAUUACCUCUGACGAGUUUGAAGAGAAGGUCAGUGUAGAUUGGAAUGUAUACUUUAAAUACUUUUGAUCAAAUGGCACAUGGAUAGCUUUAUUUUCAGGAACCUUUCUGAUUGUAGUAUAUGCUUGGUGUGGUAUACAAACCAAUAGAUUUAUUGGUAGAUGGAUCGGAGAUAUUGAGGAAGAAGGAAGUUUUAGCAAAUAUUUAUGGACUAUUAUUGCAUAUUCUAUAGGUUUUGGAAUAUCUAUAUCUGCAGCAUUUGUCAUAAUAAUGCUGAGUGUUUUAAGAUCAUCCAAUAAUCUUCAUCGAAAUAUGGUAAAGAAAACUUUAAUGGCACCUAUAAACUUAUACUUUGAUAAAACACCAACUGGCAAACUUCUCAAUAGGUACUCCAAAGAUAUCAAUAAAAUGGAUGCAGAUAUGCCUUUCCUUGUUACAUUUGUUAUUGAGUGCCUUUCUUGGGUUGGAGCAACGAUAUUUAUCACUGCUUUAAUAUCACCAUGGUCUCUUAUCUCAAUUCCUUUUGUGAUGAUCUCAGGUGCUUUUCUCAUAAGAUACUACAUUAGAUCCUUCAGAGAGAUGACAAGAAUUGAGUCUGUUACAAAUAGUCCAAUCCUGAGCAAUUUUGGAGAGACUAUUACUGGGGCAACUACCAUCAGAUGCUUUAAAAACCAGAAGAAAUUCAUUAAGACAAAUUACAAAUUAGUGGACGAUAAUUUGAACUCAUUCUUUUGGGUGAACUCUUUGAACAUUUGGUUCUCCAUCAGACUUCAGUAUAUCUCUUCUAUAAUGAUGAUAGUUUCUCUUGGGUUCUGCAUAGGCUUUAAAUAUUCAAGCGAUAUUGAAACUGUUGGGACUCUUCUCAUUUAUCUUCUUAUGCUUCAGGCUAAUGUUCUUUGGUUCUUUAGAAUCGCAUCUGAAAUGGAAGGGGCAAUGGUUUCUUACGACAGAUGUGAUCAAAUACUGAAGAUCCCUCAGGAAGCCUUCAAUACUCACCCUCUUCCUCCCAGUAGUUGGCCAACAAAUGGAAAGAUUGUCUUUGAUAAUAUCUGCUUAAGAUAUAGACCAGAAACUGAGCUUGUGCUUAGAAAUUUAAGUUUUGAGAUCGAACCUGGACAGAAAGUAGGAGUCAUUGGAAGAACAGGAGCUGGGAAGAGUACAGUAUGUCUAGCUCUCUGUAGAAUCAUUGAAUGAGAGUCUGGGUCUAUCCUUAUUGAUGGAGUAGACAUAAAGAACAUUGAUCUUGCAGCUUUAAGGAAGAAAAUUACAAUCAUUCCCCAAGAUCCUAUUUUGUUCGAAGGAAGUUUGAAAUUCAACCUAGAUCCGGAGGAAAAUUGAGAUCAGGCAACUAUUUUAAGACUGGUAUCCAAGGCUAAGUUGCAAGAACUCUGGGAUUCAGGAAAAGAAAUAGCUUCAAAUGGAGAGAACCUAAGCUCUGGAGAAAAGCAGCUGAUAUGUAUCUGCAGAGCAAUUCUGAGGAAAAGUAAAAUAAUCCUUAUGGACGAGGCUACAGCUAAUAUUGACAUUAAAACAGAGGAAAUUAUUCAAAAGCUAAUUAUCGAAGAGUUUAAGGAGUCUACAGUGAUCACUAUUGCACACAGGUUGAAUACAAUUCUAAAUUCUGAUAAGGUUCUGAUCCUUGAAAAGGGAGAACUUGUUCACAGAGAAAUAGAUGACUUCAGAGAGUAUUUUGCUUAAUCAUUGCAUCUGAGUAUUAUAGAAUAAUCUAAUUGGAGAACAGAAUAUAUU
Messenger RNA from Moneuplotes crassus, 4245 nucleotides. The record is from the annotation of a GenBank genome assembly. NCBI's taxonomy places the organism in Eukaryota, Ciliophora, Spirotrichea, Euplotida, Euplotidae.